AUAUCCCACAUGCAAGGAGAAAGUUUUCUCCUAGGAGGGAGUUCAUGGGGUGCUGCCAGGAAAAGGUAUUGUCCUCCCACCUGAGCAAGAAGUACCGGGAGAGGCAGGAGGAGGCAGAAGGACUGCCAAGAGAUGACUCAGGUGUCAUGAGGAGGACAGGUUCUGCUCUUGGCUCCCACUCCCACACUGCUUUAGUUUUUUUGACCAGUGAUAUGCGCUGGAACAAAGGAACUAUUUUAAAAGCAUCAGUGGAGUACAUCAAGUGGCUACAAAAAGAACAACAGAGAGCCAGAGAAUUAGAACACAGGCAGAAGAAAUUAGAGCAUGCUAACAGAAGACUUCUACUCCGAAUUCAGGAACUGGAGAUCCAGGCACGCGCACACGGCCUUCCAGUCAUGUCUUCUCUCAGUGCUGUCAAUUUAGCUGCACAGGUCAUCAAGCAACAGUCUUACCCAGAGGAGAACUCUGUAGACUACUCUCAACAAAUGCCUCUGGCACAUGGACCAAAUUCCGAUGUUUGUGAUGGAUCUACAGCCUUUUCUGAUCCACUUUCACACUUCACGGAUUUGUCCUUCAGCGCAGCUUUGAAAGAAGAGCAACGGCUAGAGGAAAUUUUACUGGAUGACACAGUGUCGCCAUUUGGAACAGACCCGCUCUUGUCCUCCACGUCCCCAGCCGCAUCAAAAGAGAGCAGCAGGAGAAGCAGCUUUAGCACAGAUGAUGGAGAUGACUUAUAAAAGCAGAAAGGGCCUCAUACUUCUCUAAACCACUUCCUAAAAGACUGGGUUGAACAUAAGCGUGGUGUCUGUGCUUAUUUUAAAUACGAGUAAGAGAUCCCCUGUGAAGAUAAGUCACUACAUGGCAAGGGUUUAAAUCAGCCCUUACUCCACAGGAAAAUGAGGUGGACAUGAACUCAUAUUGCUUUACCCCAAAUUCACACCCUCUGCUCACAGCCAAUAUUUGCACAGAUCUUUCU
Messenger RNA from Eurypyga helias (sunbittern), 976 nucleotides. Its product is annotated as transcription factor EC-like. The record is from RefSeq and is a predicted model, not a curated record. Gene Ontology annotation, biological process: regulation of transcription by RNA polymerase II. Gene Ontology annotation, molecular function: RNA polymerase II cis-regulatory region sequence-specific DNA binding; protein dimerization activity; DNA-binding transcription factor activity, RNA polymerase II-specific. The transcript has 3 exons. The annotation marks the transcript as partial. NCBI's taxonomy places the organism in Eukaryota, Metazoa, Chordata, Aves, Eurypygiformes, Eurypygidae. Gene Ontology annotation, cellular component: nucleus.